This is a messenger RNA of Brassica rapa (field mustard), 800 nucleotides long. Its product is annotated as universal stress protein A-like protein. The record is from RefSeq and is a predicted model, not a curated record. NCBI's taxonomy places the organism in Eukaryota, Viridiplantae, Streptophyta, Magnoliopsida, Brassicales, Brassicaceae.
CGUUACAAAACUCCCAAAAUAUAUCUAAACUAAAACACUUAACUCCAAAACCGGAAAUCAAGUGGGUUUUGAGUUUUGCUUAGCUACUUGUAUAAAUAGAAACAAAUUAGCAUUCUCUUCUUCCAUCAAACAUUCUCCUCGUUAGAUAUUUUCUCUACUAUUUCAAAACAAGCAAAUCACUAAUUGUUAUAGUAAAAAAAUGGAGGAAACGAAGGAGAGGAAGAUUGUAGUAGCAGUAGACGAAAGUGAAGAGAGCAUGGAAGCUCUUUCGUGGAGUCUUGACAAUCUCUUUCCAUAUGGUUCCAAUAACACCCUAAUCCUCCUUUACGUCAAGCCCCCUCUUCCUGUUUACUCUUCCAUUGAUGCCGCGGGGUUUAUAGUGACCGGAGAUCCGGUUGCAGCGUUGAAGAAAUAUGAACACGAGCUCGUGGAAUCAGUCAUGGCUCGAUCUCGAACCGUCUACCAAGAUUUUGAGUCCGAUAUUAAUAUAGAGAGAAGAGUUGGAAGAGGAGAUGCCAAGGAAGUUAUAUGUAACGCAGUUCAGAAACUUAAGGCUGAUAUGUUAGUUAUUGGAACACAUGACUAUGGCUUCUUCAAAAGAACUUUGCUAGGCAGUGUGAGCGAGUAUUGCGCCAAACGAGUAAAAUGCCCUGUGAUUAUCGUGAAGAAGAAGAAUCCUCAAAAUAAUUGAGCGCAAAAGUCAUAACUCUUAUGAUUGUAUAUGUUUCAAAGCAAUUGAUGUAACAGAUAAAUCAAUCUUAGAAUGCAAUAAUAUCUGGAUGACCAUUUUAAAUUCUAAA